AUGGCUUUUCUUCAGACGUCUUGCCAUGUUUUGUCUCUACUCACAACUCCUGUGAAUUUGUUUGGAACCUAUUGCAUCAUCACCAAAUCCAAUAGCAAUAUGUCAACAAUUCGAAACACGCUUCUUCAAAACCAUUUGUGGGCGUCGCUCAGCGAUCUAGUCUAUGGAUUUCUAGUAAUACCGUAUGCGACAUUCCCAAUUUCCGGAGCCAUUGUGACAUCGACGCUAACGUGGCUCGGUGUGCCGGAACCAGCCCAAAUCUAUUUAAUCACGUUGGUGAUUUCUGGCUAUGGCGCAUCGGUGGUAAUGGUUUUUGAAAAUCGACAAAAUCACGUGGUGCCCGUUUCGAAAUUCAAAAUUGAGAGCAAAAUCACGCGACGAUUAUUUUAUUUCCUAAAUUAUGUUUAUGUGUUUGGUAUGCCAAUGUGCAUGUUUAUUUCAACUCCCGAUCAAGAAGAAGCCAAAGUCAAAAUGUUUGAGAGAGUUCCAUGCCCAUCUAUAGAGUUUUUCUCAGACCAUUUAUAUAUACUAUCGAACUCGAUAAUUGUGGGGUUUGUUCAAUUAGGAUCUACAACGAUUAUCAUUGUGCUAACGUUAUUCUACGUCCUCCACUGCUUCAUUUACUUGUUCAGCGUUAAAACAAUAUCAAGACGAACGAGGCAGCUUCAAAUUAAAUUCUUUCUAUGCGUUGCGAUUCAGGUUUCCGUACCAUUUGUUGUCUGCGCUUGUCCGUUCCUCUAUUUUAUUUUUGCCACAUUUUUCAACUAUUACAAUCAAGUGGUUCUUAACUUCAGCAUAAUUGCAUUAUCUCUGCAAGGCUAUUCAUCAACAUGCUUCAUGCUAUUGAUAUACGAGCCAUAUCGAAACUUCGUAUUUUCCUUUUUGCCUCUCCAUAGAAUACCAUUGUUCAAAGCAGCAACAGUGUCUGUUGUCUCAGAGCCUACAUUAUCGCGGACAAAAUAA
This is a messenger RNA of Caenorhabditis bovis, 963 nucleotides long. The record is from the annotation of a GenBank genome assembly. NCBI's taxonomy places the organism in Eukaryota, Metazoa, Nematoda, Chromadorea, Rhabditida, Rhabditidae.